GCUAAAUUGUGAGCAGUAUGAACAUAGUUGCAGAACAAAGAGGCUGAGAGCCAUUGUUAUCAAUUAUUAUCGAAGUACAGUACUUUUGAUCGUGACAACUGAACAUUUUCUGAAAAAAAUAAUAGGAGAAUUUUCGAGAGAAAAACUUCGAGCAAUGACGAUCUCAUCUUGUGGCAACUGUCACCAUGAAUGACAUUUCUCGUACCUGCACCCGUAUACAUAUGAAGGAUUACCUUCAUUAGUACUAGGUCACCAGAGGGUAUUAAUUUUCACUCUUUCAUCCACCCUCCGAAGUAUCAUCCCUCCAUGAUCCAGUGAUCAUCACCAGUGGAGCACUGACAGGGGGCAGAAUAAACAUUGAAUUAAUGGCUGACGAUAAUUACCACCAGCAAUCUUUGUCGAAAGGCAAUGAUGGGAUUGUCUUUCACUAUGAUUGGCCGCCCGAAAGACGAUUGGCCCUGAGGGAUGCCAAUGGCAAUGGGAAACAAGCAUCAACAUUUGGUAAACAAGCUCUGCCAAAAGCCCUCGAUUGCUAUCACCGACAGCAGGACUCUGACGAUGGCAUCGAAUGUGCUGAUCUGGAUUUUGGAUACGAUGAUACAGAUACACAUACCAAUGAAAUUGCUGAGUUGUACAGUUACACUGAGCAGAAUGAACUUACUCUCAAUCUCAAGGCAUUCGAGGACCUCAUGGAGAGCUACAAGCUCCGUCCUUGGUGGCAGAAUGUUCCGCAGCCGCAACAAAAAUCAGUGAUCCUCAAACUUCUGGACCAGUUAGAAGUCUCCAACAAGCACUCGCGAAUGAAAGCCGCCCGUUGCAUCCUGUACCUAGUUCAGGGCUGUUGGGCAGAGGUACAGUCUGACAAGGAGCAGCAAGACUGGACACGAACAAAUGUCAUGAUGCUAUAUGAGGCUGGAAUAUUCUCAGCUUUCGUCGAGCUCUUGAACAUCGAGAUAGAGAACAGCACAGCAGCGAGUUCAGCGAUGAGAAAGCUAGCAGUGAGUCUCGCUGACUCUGUGGAUCUUCGAAUAAUCCUCUCAGUUCUCUAUAUAAUAACUGAGGUGAUGAGAGAGGAAUCAAAGAAUUUGGAAUCCUCUCCCUACAAGGACAAUGUUCUGAACUUCAAAGAGGAACUGAUUCAAGUUUACGGUGAGGAUCUGUUAAUCGUUAAACUCCUGGGGAUGGUGAUGUCUUUCUGCAGUGGUUCAGCCCCUCACUUUCCCAUGAAGAAGGUUCUGCUACUCCUCUGGAAGCUAAUUCUGGUGUCACUGGGGGGAAUCGACGAGUUGAGACGCUUGAAAAAACUUUACAGGGAGGAGGCAGGACUGGAUCCACCUCAGGAGGAUACGAUCGAAGUUGCUAGGACAAUGAGAGCCAGUUCUCCGCCGAUGAGUGCUCCUGAUUUAUUGGAAACGCAAGGAAUCGAUGCACAGAAGAGAAACAACAAACGUCCUUUCAGGAGGAGCUUAAUGAAGCAGAGCUCACUGGAUGAGCCAGCCCUUGCUAUGGAGAACGAAUAUGGAAAGGAGGGAGAGACCGGGGGUAAUGAGGGUGAUGUCGAGGUAAUUGAGUGCGUGAGAAUGGUGCCAAUGUCACAGAUUCCCAUGUACUGCGAAAGGCAGAUGGAGCUGAGACCCAGCACACCUGAACUAGCGAAAACAAGAGGAUUACCUUGGACACCAAAAGUCAGGCAGAAAGAUGUGGCUGCUUUUCUCGACAGUUCACGUCUUAAAUUUGUGGGGUACAAACUCGAGGGUGAUGUUCAGAGCCUCGUGGGCUUACCCCAUCCCAUUCACGAGGGUGUUAACACUCUCAAACGACACAUGUACACUUCUCUUGCUGAGGUGCAGAUUCAGAAAGAGGAAGAGAUAUCCAGGAAUCCCAUGAGCACACCUGAACCACCACUCAGCCAGACACCCACUGAGAUUCUCUAUCAGGCUAUUUUACCAAAUCUUCCUCAGUAUAUGAUUGCUCUUUUGAAGAUUCUCCUCGCUGCUGCACCCACUAGCAAAGCGAAAACUGAUAGUAUCAAUAUUAUGGCUGAUGUACUGCCUGAGGAAAUGCCCAUGACUGUCCUGCAGUCCAUGAAACUUGGAAUCGAUGUCAAUCGACAUAAGGAGAUCAUUGUCAAGGCUAUCUCCGCUAUUCUGCUCCUGCUACUCAAGCAUUUCAAGCUGAAUCAUAUUUAUCAAUUUGAGUUUAUGUCCCAACAUCUUGUUUUUGCUAAUUGCAUACCACUUGUCUUGAAAUUUCUGAAUCAGAAUAUUUUAGGGUAUAUCGAGGCCAAGAAUAUGAUUCCUAUUCUAGAUUUUCCAAUCUGUGUGAUCGGUGAUCAGCCAGAGCUGACUAUUGAAAGCCUCGAAAUUGGUGAUAGCCAAACGUAUUCGUGGAGGAAUGUCUUUUCAUGUAUCAAUCUACUUCGUAUUCUCAACAAAUUAACGAAAUGGAAACACAGCAGAAUUAUGAUGCUAGUCGUUUUCAAAUCCGCCCCAAUUCUAAAACGAACUCUGAAAGUUAGAAAUGCUAUGAUGCAGCUUUACGUCUUGAAGUUGCUGAAGAUGCAGACCAAGUAUCUGGGGAGACAGUGGCGAAAGACGAACAUGAAGACCAUUAGCGUUAUUUAUGCUAAAGUGAGACAUCGAUUGAAUGAUGACUGGGCUUAUGGAAAUGAUCUCGAGGCACGACCAUGGGACUUCCAAGCCGAAGAGUGUACCCUACGUGCCUCUGUCGAUCAAUUCAACAAUCGACGAUACUUAAAUACGAUAAAGGAUGAUCAACUGGACCCCGUGGACACGUCGUUCGUCUCAGUAUUGGGUGCCAACAUCGAACUAACUGAUGAAUUUAAACGGCAUUACGAAUUGUGGCUGCAGCAGGAAGUUUUCCAGACCUCAAUCGACUGGGAUAAAUUACUGCAGAUUGAGAAUGAUAUUUGAACAUUUUUUAGAACUAAAACAUCGUUACUCAUAUUUUUUAAGGAAGAAUUUGCGUUUUAGAGAUCCAAUUCGGCAGUAAAAGUCAUCAGUUCGAUCAUUAUUACGAUAUUACACUCAUAAAUAUUGUCACUGAUUUACACGCGACUGGUAGGGAAAUUAAUUAGUCAUCUCACAGUAUUUAUCAGUCUUUGAGUAUAAAUUAUCAUUGUAAUGUUUUCUAUCUCAUUAGUUAUAACUUAAUUUUUCAUAACAUUUUUUUUUAUUUCUGAAGAUAUUUUAUGGGAAGUAGGUGAAUGUGUCGAGAGUCCUGUAGAUUUGAGUGAGGAGUAUGACUGAGUGAUUACAUUCAGUCAAAUUUCUUCAUCUCAUAACGAUUCCACGUUCUUGUAUGGAAGAAAUUAUUCAAGAUCACUCGUGCUGUAAUUAAUUCCAGAUUAACUCACCUUAAUCAGUAAAAUUGUUAUUAUUUCCCUCGUAAAAACGGGAACAACUUGAUAAACUGAGUUUAAAUAUAGCUUUAGGGAAAAAGUGGCAUCAUAGCUAUUUUCAAAUUAGAAUUACAAAUUUCAUUGCUUUUUCAGGAUAAUCGGUUAUUAGUUGGAAAAAAGGCAUUUUGCAAAAUUUAUUGGUAAUACUGGCGCGAACAAAAAGUAGAAAAACCUAGUGAUCAUUUACUAAUUAUGUAAAUCUAUAACAAUUCUCUAGAAAUUUGAUAAGAAUUUUAUUUAAAAAUUUAUGAUUUUGUUAAGAGAUAUUUAAUAGAAAAAAAUCCAUAGAUUUUCAUUUUUCUAUAGAAAUCCUUACAACUUCUUCCGUAUUUUUCUUUGUUUUUUAUAACAAAAUUCGGGAAAAAGGUGAACACUUACAGAAAAGAAUUUUUCAAUAGAACUCUAAUAGAACUCCAAUAGAAUUUUCCAGAAAACGGCAUGGGCUUUUCUGUUAAUUUUUUUCAUACUUUCAUUAAUUAACUCAACGAUCAAAUAAUUACGAGAUAUAAAUUUUUAUUUAAUCAACAAUUCCCAACAUCGAGCCGAUUGUAGAAACAUCCACAAAGAACAAUCAAUGAUUUGAAUAAAUACAUGAAUUUGUAUGUAUAAAAAUGCGCGUGGCCAUGUAGCCAUUCAACGUUUUGAGGGAAUUACGUAUAAAAAGUGAUAAAUAAAGGAUGAAGUAUUCAAGGAU
This is a messenger RNA of Diachasmimorpha longicaudata, 4115 nucleotides long. It is a transcript of the gene Strip, whose product is annotated as striatin-interacting protein 1 homolog. Gene Ontology annotation, cellular component: cytosol. Gene Ontology annotation, biological process: cytoskeleton organization. Lineage: Eukaryota; Metazoa; Arthropoda; Insecta; Hymenoptera; Braconidae. The record is from RefSeq and is a predicted model, not a curated record. The coding region runs from base 366 to 2933 and encodes 855 amino acids. The transcript has 4 exons.